Messenger RNA from Tachysurus vachellii, 2273 nucleotides. It is a transcript of the gene kcnab1b, whose product is annotated as potassium voltage-gated channel subfamily A regulatory beta subunit 1b. The record is from RefSeq and is a predicted model, not a curated record. The transcript is spliced from 14 exons. Gene Ontology annotation, biological process: negative regulation of delayed rectifier potassium channel activity; transmembrane transport; potassium ion transport. Bases 325 to 1524 code for a protein of 399 amino acids. Gene Ontology annotation, molecular function: potassium channel regulator activity; voltage-gated potassium channel activity; transmembrane transporter binding. Gene Ontology annotation, cellular component: membrane; voltage-gated potassium channel complex; extrinsic component of cytoplasmic side of plasma membrane. NCBI's taxonomy places the organism in Eukaryota, Metazoa, Chordata, Actinopteri, Siluriformes, Bagridae.
GAGAGAGAGAGAGAGAAUCACAGUAAGUCACACACGAGCAAUGCUGAACACAGCAUGUGCCACUCUACAGACUCUGUCACUUUAUGAAGACGACAGUAUUCACUGAGCUCGGGAAGCUCCAGGACAUUCCAUCAACUCUGUAUCUUCAUACACACAGAAGGACGCAGCACAGAUGAAACAGGACAUCACUGUCUUCUUUAAAACCUGCAGGCUCUGAAUCAGCAUCUGCAAGUUCCAGCUCGGACCUUGUGAAGUUUUUGCUAUUCGGUCUUCUUCUCCCUCGUUCUGCUCCUGUUCAGGGAUUUAACCAGUUCACUUCUAGCCAUGCAGGUGUCCUUUGCAUGCACCGAUCAUGGGCUAAAGGCACCACGGAACAAUGAGCCAACCAAGCAAAACACAGCGAGUCCGAACACAACAAGUGCAGCCCGGGCUCGGUUCCGCACAGUGGCGCUAAUCGCUCGCAGCCUUGGAUCCUUCACACACCGCCACCACAUCUCACUCAAAGAGUCCACAGGCAAACUCACUGGCAUGAAAUACAGGAAUCUUGGGAAAUCCGGAUUGCGAGUAUCAUGUUUGGGACUUGGAACAUGGGUGACAUUUGGGGGUCAGAUUUCCGAUGAGGUAGCAGAGCAGCUAAUGACUAUCGCCUAUGAGAGCGGAGUUAACCUCUUUGACACAGCUGAGGUUUACUCAGCCGGGAAAGCUGAAAUCAUUCUUGGAAAUAUCAUCAAGAAGAAAUGCUGGAGGAGGUCGAGUCUAGUGAUCACUACCAAGCUUUACUGGGGAGGAAAAGCAGAAACAGAAAGAGGUCUCUCAAGGAAGCACAUUAUUGAAGGUCUGAGAGGGUCUUUACAGAGGUUACAGUUAGAAUAUGUGGACGUCGUCUUUGCCAAUCGGCCUGAUAACAACACUCCUAUGGAAGAGAUCGUGAGGGCAAUGACUCAUGCUAUAAACCAGGGAAUGGCCAUGUACUGGGGGACAUCACGCUGGACAGCUAUGGAGAUAAUGGAGGCAUACUCUGUGGCAAGGCAGUUCAACCUGAUCCCUCCAGUGUGUGAACAGGCCGAGUAUCACUUCUUCCAGAGAGACAAAGUGGAAGUGCAGAUGCCGGAGCUGUAUCAUAAAAUAGGUGUGGGUGUGGUGUCCUGGUCUCCUCUGGCCUGUGGAAUCAUCACAGGAAAGUAUGAAAAUGGUGUCCCAGAAUCCUCUAGGGCAGCAAUGAAGUCAUACCAGUGGCUGAAGGAUAAGAUAGUGAGUGAGGAUGGACGAAAACAACAGGCUAAGCUGAAGGAGCUGAGUCACAUUGCAGAAAAGCUUAGCUGUACACUACCGCAACUUGCUGUGGCUUGGUGCUUACGGAAUGAGGGUGUGAGUUCAGUUCUGCUGGGAAGCUCCAACCCUGCACAACUCACAGAAAACCUAGGUGCAAUACAGGUGCUUCCAAAGAUUACACCUCACAUUGCCUCAGAGAUUGACAAAAUUCUGGGCAACAGACCCCACAGUAAGAAAGACUAUCACCACUGAGGGAUUCUGGGACUGAAAAGGAUAUGUGUCAUUCCUGAUCUGUCAGUGUGUCUCUCACUGUUAUGUGGGAUUACUGUAGACCAUUGCUGUUAUAUCCUCAUAAUGGCAGUAUAUUCUGCCCAUACUGUUUCAGUGUGUCUUGAGUCAGUCAAAAAAAGCCAUGCAUGCUUAAGUGUGUUAAUGGUCAAUCAUCCCUCGUCCCCCAAGUCUGUUUGAAUCAUCACGUCCGAUGAAAAAAAACUAAGCUUUAAUUAAAUGUACUUUGAAAAGGGACGCUGCAGAUACAAUGGAUAAAGAUGCCUGUAUGAAUACACAAUGUGAUUCUGAUAUACUGUACAAGUUGAAGCAGAAUAGAAAUGAUGGACAAAAACUGUGCUUACCAAACUGUGUGGCAUUUUCCUCUAAAAAUCUAAAUACCAAUUUCCAUACCAGUGUAUGCCUGUUGUCUAUUCACGGUUGUGCUGUGUUCUGUUUUUUACCACAAAUCGUUAUGUACCUAUUCAAGAGAAUCUGAUAUUCUGCUGCUGGAUUUUUCAAGUUAAAAUUCAGACAUCGUUUUGUGUUUUAUUUAAUGGCUUUGUUUGUAAAUGGCAGCGAUGCUGGUGUAGUUGCUUGUGUUUAAGCUGCUCCUGCAGAUUUCAGAUUUGGAGAGAAAUGUAGUAUGAUGCAUAGCAUAAUACUAUUUAUUUAAAUCUGACUGUUCCAAUGAAAUGGUCAAACUGUUUACAGAUUUGUGAUAUAGGCUAUAA